AAUAAAGAUGGCUGCCCCAUCACCACCAGCUGCGACCCCGAUGAACACGGACGAGGAAAAUAACAGUACAGAGAAAGUCAACGAGAAUUCAUUCACAGAAAACAGAAGCAAAAGCGACCAGGAGAAUUUGACGAAUGCUGAGCAACAAACCGAGGAGACAUUUAAGAGACCAGCGGCUUUAACGGUGCCUUCCAUUACCAGCAAACGCGUUAGCGUCGUUGCUCCAGCCCAGCCUAAACCAGCAGAAACCAGAAGCGGGGACGAUAAAGAAGCUCUUUCUGACACUGCGGGUGAAAAUCAAACGUCUGGAGGAUGUAACGAAAAGCUCAUUAACGACCAGAAUGAAAGCAGCAAACCCAAACCCGAAUCCAAAGCGAAAGCGCGUCCUGUCAAAGGACCCCCCGCCGGAAAGUUCCCCCCUAUCCCCUACACAGAGCCGCUAUGGGGGGGCUGUCCUUCAGACUCUCAAUAUGCGCUCGAAAUCCUUAAAAACGGCGCCAUAGUGGACACGGUGCCGCUCAGCCACAGGAGCUUCUUCGUGGUGGGACGGCUGCCCGUGUGCGACGUUUCCCUGGAGCACCCGUCCAUCUCCAGGUACCACGCCGUGAUCCAGUACCGCGCACAGGCCGGGGAGGAGGGCUGCGUGGGCGAAGAGAGGGGCUUCUACAUUCACGACCUGGGCAGCACGCACGGCACGGUGGUCAACAAGAACAAGAUCCCCCCGAAGACCUACAUCCGGCUGCGCGUGGGGCACGUGCUGAAGUUUGGAGGGAGCACGCGCCUGUUUGUUCUGCAGGGUCCUGAAUUCGACGAAGAGGAGGAGUCUGAGCUAACUGUGACAGAGCUGAGGGAGCGAGCUGCCAAACAUAAAGCGGAGCUGGAGAAGAGGAUGAUGGGAGAGUUCUCUGAUGGGGAGGAAGAGGAGGAGGAAGGCGGCCAAAGCAGCAAGGCUCAGAAGAAAGAGUCUAAGGAGGAUCUGGGUUGUACCUGGGGGAUGGAUGAGGAAGCAGCUCCAGAGGAAGACGAGAACGAGGAAAACCCCUUUUCAACAGAAUUCCAUGAAGAUCAGGAAGCGGCGUACCUCAAGGAUCCGAAGAAGGCUUUACAGGGAUUCUUUGACAGAGAAGGAGAAGAGUUGGAGUUCGAGUAUGAAGACAAAAGUCACGGCUCCUGGCUCUGCAGAAUCAAGCUUCCCGUGGACGACGCUUUGGGCCGCCAGCUGGUGGCGGAGGUGACUCACACGGGAAAGAAGAAAGAAGCGGCCGUGCAGUGCUGCUUGGAGGCCUGCCGCAUGCUGGAGGCCAGAGGGCUGCUGCGGCAGGAAGCAGUGUCACGCAAACGCAAGAAGAAAAACUGGGAAGACGAGGACUACUACGACAGCGACGACGACACCUUCCUGGACCGGACCGGUACGGUGGAGAAGAAGAGGCAAGAACGCAUGAGGAAGGCGGGAAAGGUCAACGAGCGGCCAGAGACCUACGAGUCCUUGAUCGCCAAACUGUCAGAGGUGGAGAAGGAGCUGAGCGAGACUCAGAAACGGCUCAACGCGGGCAAAAAAGAUGCUUCCGCCUCGUCGGGGGAGGACUCCCUGGAGGCCUUCAUGAGCGCAGUCAGAAGUGAGGCGUCUAUGGACGCCGUGGAGCGCAGGAAGCUUCACCUGCACGCCGCCGACCUGCGCAAAGAGGCCCAGAACCUGCGGAGGCUGGUGGAGCUGACGCGGCCGGCUCAGAUGCCUGCACUGCUGCCGAGUGGCAGCCUGGAUCCAGAGAAGCCGAAGAAGGCCUUACCGCUGUUUGGAGCCAUGAAGGGAGGACGGAAGCUCAGACUGAAGACGGGGACCAUUGGGACGCUACCUCCUAAGAGGGCCAUCCUGCCCGCCGAGCUCUUCGACAUGAAGGCGCUUCCGCCCGGUGAAGAGGAAGAGGAGGAGGAAGAGGAGGAGGAGGACAAAAAUGAUCUUAAGACUGUUGAUGCUGCUUCUGAGGAGCCCAGAGGCCCAAUGAAGGUCUCAGAUCAAACCCAGAGGAGCGAAGCAGCAGUGCAGCAGAGUGUGGAGUCCAGCAGUGAGGAUGCAGCCCCUCCUGACCCAGAAUCCAGAGUGAAGGGAGAACCUGAACCAGCAGCAGGACCCAGUCCCAAAAAGAAGAGAGUGAUGGGCCCCAGCAGGCCUCCAGCAUCACGUCCAAAAGACGACUCUGGAGUGCAGCUUUCAGGCUCGUAUCCAGAAGAUGACCCUGAUUAUUCAGUGUGGAUACCGCCUGCAGGUCAAACGGGCGACGGCCGCACUCACCUCAACGACAAGUACGGCUACUGAGGCGGAGCCCCCCCACUCCACCGACAGACCCCACCCCCACCCGCCGACACAAAGCCUCCUCAGCCCUGAUGGUUAACCCCUUCAUCCACCUCAGGGAUCAAGCUCUGUCUCAAACUUCAGCCCACAUCUGGGUGAUGCACAGUAAAGGUUUACUUUCAAAUCCUGCAUCACCUGAGCAGAAAGGGAGGGGGCAUCCCAGGAGCUUUCCUGUUCUUUUGCUGUCAGCGCGACCUGCCGUCCAUCUCCAUCCCCGCUCGGUUUGGCCCAGCAGUCCUGUUUUUUCCUCCAAAGGAGAGUGUGUGUGUGGUGGGGAGGGAGAAGAGGGAGCAGCUUUUCUGGCCAUCUGGACACUUGGAUGGAUUACUGGAUGAAACGUAAGCUGAUAAUGACUCAAGCUAAGUGGGGGGUGUGUGUGUGUCUGUAUCUACACACACCAGCAGCACAACCUUUUCAAAGUUAUCAUUUUAACAAGAUUGUCUUAACGAGAGAGGAAGAGUGUGUGGAGCAGGACUGGUGGUGUUCUCCUGCUCUGCUGCCACGUUUCCCACGCUCUGCCUCCCCACGUCACCAAUGGAAACUGGGUCUGUGUAUAAUACGUGUAAAAUAAAGGUGUUUGUACAGAACUGAA
Molecule: messenger RNA, 2942 nt
Organism: Oryzias melastigma (Indian medaka)
Lineage: Eukaryota; Metazoa; Chordata; Actinopteri; Beloniformes; Adrianichthyidae
Product: solute carrier family 4 member 1 adaptor protein
Exons: 14
Coding region: 8-2314 (768 amino acids)
Molecular function (GO): mRNA binding; protein binding
Source: RefSeq, a predicted model, not a curated record